This is a messenger RNA of Puccinia triticina, 480 nucleotides long. RefSeq lists its product as uncharacterized. NCBI's taxonomy places the organism in Eukaryota, Fungi, Basidiomycota, Pucciniomycetes, Pucciniales, Pucciniaceae. The transcript has 5 exons. Bases 1 to 480 code for a protein of 159 amino acids. The record is from RefSeq and is a predicted model, not a curated record.
AUGGAUUUGAGCAAUCCAUUGCGACGGAGGGAGAGGGGCCAAACGUUUGCAGAUAACGAUAACGCGGAACACCAGAGCCUCAUGCAAACUCUGGCAAGGUUGGCUAACGCUUUCGACACCGUCAGGAACGUUUCGGCUAAUGAAGUCCAAGGAAAUGGGAGCGCACCUGCUGCUCCAGCCCCAAUCGACCCGGCACUAGUAAGGACUAGCGAAGCUGCGUCAUCCGCUUUGAGGACGCCCCCUCGCACACCGAACCGCACGAACCAUACAAGAAAGCAUACCAUGGUUGAAGGCUUUGCCAUCCAAGCCCCUUUGAACGUCAAAGAGCGUCCUCAGGAAGCUCAGGGGGGCCAAGGCCAGGUCCAAAUCAGUGGCAGUCAACAAAGAACACCCCCAGGCCACAGAUCACCCCCAGGAGCAUCCGAGUCCGAAACCUUCGUCCACCCAUCCACGCCGGCUUCCAAGUCGCGAUUCUAUUGA